CCGAGCCAAUCGUGGCGGCCGCGCGGGUCGGUGGUGCGUCACUUCCGGUCCCGAGUGGGUGUUGUGGAGGGCGUUCGUGAGACUGAGUUGGUGCUGGGGUCGUGCUGUUACAGGAACACAGUAUAUAGAAUUGUUACCUAGCAGACAUGCUGGUUGCACGGCUCGUGUGCCUGAGGACACUGCCAUGCCAGGCUAUCCGCCCCACCAUUGCUCAGGCUUCCCCAGCUCUGAGGAACUCUGGUAUAAAAGCAUUUCGUCUGUGGCAGCCUAACCAGUGUUAUGCCACCAGAGUAAGAACGGGCGUAAGGCGUGGGAAAAUUGGCCAGGAAAUUAAAGAAGCAGCAUUUGAGCCAUCUACAGAAACUGCUCUUAAAGUUGAUCGCCUGGGAAAACUUGUUGUUGCUGGAGGGGCUGCGGUUGGCCUGGGGGCACUCUGUUACUAUGGCAUGGGCAUGUCCAGUGAGAUUGGAGCUAUUGAAAGAGCAGCUAUUUGGCCCCAGUAUGUGAAGGACAGAAUUCGCUCUACCUACAUGUACUUUGCGGGAAGCAUUGGCUUGACAGCACUGUCAGCUGUAGCAGUAAGCAGAUCUCCUGCACUCAUGAGCCUUAUGACAAAAGGCUCCUGGCUGGCAAUCGGUGCAACUUUUGCUGCUAUGAUCGGUGCUGGAAUGUUGGUCAGGUCAAUAUCCUAUGAAAACAGUCCAGCAGCUAAACAUCUUGCUUGGAUGAUGCAUUCAGGUGUCAUGGGUGCAGUGGUGGCUCCUUUAGCUUUCUUGGGUGGUCCUUUGCUCAUCAGAGCUGCCUGGUAUACAGCUGGAAUCGUCGGAGGGCUCUCAACUGUGGCCAUGUGUGCUCCAAGUGAAAAAUUUCUGAACAUGGGAGGACCACUUGGAAUAGGCUUUGGCUUCGUUCUCGCCUCUUCGAUUGGAUCCAUGUUCUUGCCACCAACUUCUGCUCUUGGGGCUGGCUUGUAUUCAGUAGCUGUUUAUGGAGGAUUGGUACUCUUUGGCAUGUUUCUGCUCUAUGAUACACAACAUGUUAUCAAGCGUGCAGAGACUAUUCCAUAUUAUGGAGUAACAAAAUAUGACCCAAUCAAUGCGUGCAUGGGCAUCUAUACAGACACGCUGAACAUCUUCAUUCGUGUGGCCACCAUGCUUGCUGGUGGUGGAGGUGGAAGGAGAAAGUAAACCGAGACUCUUAGCAGCUGUCUGACAGCUCAGACUGUUAAAUUGUCUAUCUAGUGCAUAUAGUAAAUAAAAAUUCAUUAUUACCAGCAGUUUUGCUGCAGGUCAGAAGUUAAACGCAUUUCAGCCUGUUGUUUAAGUGCAAUGUGAUUCAGACUUAACAGUGUUUCAUCAAACACCUUCCAAUAGCGUGAACAACUUCAAAGCGUACAUAUUUGGGGAAAGUAAAUUAUUUAAAAUA
This is a messenger RNA of Lagopus leucura (white-tailed ptarmigan), 1425 nucleotides long. It is a transcript of the gene GHITM, whose product is annotated as growth hormone inducible transmembrane protein. The coding region runs from base 147 to 1187 and encodes 346 amino acids. Gene Ontology annotation, cellular component: mitochondrial inner membrane. The record is from RefSeq and is a predicted model, not a curated record. NCBI's taxonomy places the organism in Eukaryota, Metazoa, Chordata, Aves, Galliformes, Phasianidae. The transcript is spliced from 9 exons.